AUCCCAGCCGCCGACUGCCCGACCCGCUUCGGCCAAUUCGGCGGCCAAUUCGCCCCGGAGCUCCAAAUGGACAUCCUCCUCAGCCUCCCCAGCAUCUUCCACCACACGCUCACCGUCGACGACUCCUUCUGGACCGACUUCGCCGACUGCCCGCUCGCACGCCCGAGCCCGCUGCACCUGGCCCGCAACCUCACCCAGCUCGCGGGCGGCGGCGCCAACAUCUGGCUCAAACGCGAAGACCUCAACGCCUUUGCCAGCGCCCAAACCCGCACCAUUGUCGGCCAGGUCCUGUUCGCGCAGCGCCUCCACAAAUCCGAAAUCAUCAUGGAGUGCGGCUUCGCGGGCCACGCGCUGGUCUGCGCCACCAUGUGCGCGCGCCUCAACCUCCAAUGCACGAUUGUAAUGGGCGCCGCGGAUCUCGCGGCGCAACCGGACGCCGUGGCGAAAGUGAAGCAACUCGGCGCGCAGGUCCUCACCGCGGGGACGGGCGUUGCUGCUGGUGGUGGCACGCUUCGGGCGGCCAUGAACUCGGCGCUCCAGUAUUCGCUCUCGCGCUUGGAUUCCGCCUACCAUAUCCUCAGCGGCACGGUGGGCCCGCAUCCGAUGCCCACCAUCACUCGCACCUUCCAGGCGCUCCUGGGGGAGGAGAUCAAAGCGCAUAUGGGCCCCGACGCCCUGGUUUCCGCUGUCGGGUCCGGCGCCGCUGCCCUCGGCAUGUUUGCGCCGUUUAUCGAUGACCCCGCCGUGCGCCUGGUGGGCGUGGAACCGGCCGACGCCGCACCUCUAACGCAUGGCUCCCUGGGUGUGAUGUACGGCUGUCGGACGCUGAUGCUGCAGGAUGAGGACGGCCAGAUCCUCCCGUCGCGUUCUAUCGCGCCGGAUUUGAACUUCCCCUGUGCCGGGCCGGAGCUGGCCCAUUGGAAGGAUAUCGAUCGCUUGGAGACCGUGACGGCGUCCAGUGAGGAGGCUGUGCGGGGGUUGAGACUGCUCUGUGAGCAGGAGGGCAUUGUGCCUGGUUUGGCAACGGGACAUGCGGUUUUGGAGACUAUCAGAUUGGCGAGGGAGUUGGGCCCGGGUAGAAAUGUUGUCUUGCUUGUGUCUGGUUAG
Aspergillus ochraceoroseus IBT 24754 is the source of this 1107-nucleotide messenger RNA. RefSeq names its product tryptophan synthase. Gene Ontology annotation, molecular function: tryptophan synthase activity. The transcript has 2 exons. The annotation marks the transcript as partial. Lineage: Eukaryota; Fungi; Ascomycota; Eurotiomycetes; Eurotiales; Aspergillaceae. Gene Ontology annotation, cellular component: cytoplasm. Gene Ontology annotation, biological process: L-tryptophan biosynthetic process. The record is from RefSeq and is a predicted model, not a curated record.